Molecule: messenger RNA, 1638 nt
Organism: Protobothrops mucrosquamatus (brown spotted pit viper)
Lineage: Eukaryota; Metazoa; Chordata; Lepidosauria; Squamata; Viperidae
Product: kinesin-like protein KIF3C
Exons: 3
Biological process (GO): microtubule-based movement
Molecular function (GO): microtubule motor activity; ATP binding; microtubule binding
Source: RefSeq, a predicted model, not a curated record
AUGGCUAAUAGGCCCAGGGUCAGCGAGACUCUGAAAGUGGUGGUCCGCUGCCGCCCCAUGAACAGGAAAGAGGAAGCAACCGGCUACGAGAGGAUCCUGGACAUGGAUGUGAAGCUGGGCCAGGUGACUAUCCGGAACCCCAAGGCCUCUCCAGGGGAACUGGCCAAAACGUUCACCUUUGAUGCUGUGUACGAUGCCACCUCCAAGCAGGCAGACCUGUAUGAUGAAACGGUCCGGCCCUUGAUAGAUUCAGUUCUGCAAGGAUUCAAUGGCACCAUCUUUGCCUACGGUCAAACCGGUACCGGGAAGACCUACACUAUGCAAGGGGUCUGGGCUGACCCUGAGAAGAGAGGUGUCAUCCCCAUCUCCUUUGAGCACAUCUUCACCCAUAUCUCCCGUUCGCAGAACCAGCAAUAUUUGGUCAGGGCUUCCUAUUUGGAGAUCUAUCAAGAAGAGAUCCGCGAUCUCCUGGCAAAAGACCAGAGUAAGAAAAUGGAGCUGAAAGAGAACCCAGAAACGGGUGUUUACAUCAAGGACCUUUCGUCCUUUGUGACAAAGAAUGUCAAAGAAAUUGAACAUGUCAUGAAUUUGGGGAACCAAACUCGAUCGGUGGGCAGCACGAACAUGAACGAGCACAGCUCCCGCUCACACGCCAUCUUUGUCAUCACGGUGGAGUGCAGUGAGACUGGCCCAGAUGGAGAGGAUCACAUCCGGGUAGGAAAGCUCAACCUGGUGGAUUUGGCUGGGAGUGAAAGGCAGAGCAAGAUGGGUGCCCCAGGGGAACGACCCAAAGAAGCCUCCAAGAUCAACCUCUCCCUCUCUGCUCUGGGGAAUGUGAUUUCAGCCCUGGUGGAUGGCAAAAGCACCCAUAUCCCAUAUCGGGAUUCCAAGCUCACCCGCCUUCUGCAGGACUCUUUGGGUGGCAAUGCUAAGACCAUCAUGGUAGCCACGCUGGGCCCAGCUUCCCACAGCUAUGAUGAGAGCUUAUCAACCCUCCGAUUUGCUAAUAGGGCCAAAAAUAUCAAGAACAAGCCACGAAUCAAUGAGGAUCCUAAAGAUACACUAUUGCGGGAGUUCCAGGAAGAGAUCAUCCGCCUGAAGGCCCAGUUGGAGAAACGGGGGAUGCUGAGCAAGAAGAGGAGGAGGAGUAGCCGGAGAAAGAAAACCAUAGAUGGGGAGGGGACCCCUGAAAGUGAAGAAGCAGAGGACAAUGAGGAUGGAGGGCUGGAAAAAAAUAUGAAAAAUUACCUGAUGGAGCAAAAAGAGAGGUUGGAGGAGGAGAAGGCAGCCAUCCAGGAUGACCACAGCCUGGUGAAUGAGGAGAAGCAAAAGCUACUGGAAGAGAAAGAGAAGAUGAUUGAGGAACUCAGGAGGGAGCAAGAGGCCACUGAACUUCUAGCAACCAAAUACAAGGCGAUGGAGAGCAAAUUGCUGAUUGGCGGGAGGAACAUCAUGGACCACACAAACGAGCAGCAAAAGAUGCUUGAGCUGAAGAGACAGGAAAUUGCAGAGCAGAAGCGGCGUGAACGGGAAAUGCAACAGGAAGUACUUUUGCGGGAUGAGGAAACCAUGGAGCUCCGGGAGACAUUCACUUCUUUACAGCAGGAAGUAGAAAUCAAAACCAAGAAGCUCAAAAAG